Messenger RNA from Macrosiphum euphorbiae (potato aphid), 912 nucleotides. The record is from the annotation of a GenBank genome assembly. Lineage: Eukaryota; Metazoa; Arthropoda; Insecta; Hemiptera; Aphididae.
AUGGAAUUCGGCAAUACAAUGGCCGAUAAAUGGUUUUGCGACGAUAUAAUAAUUAUUAUUAUCACCGGAGAAAAAUACAACCCUCAACAGCAGAAGAAACAGGUGUCCGAUUUCUUGGUCAGGCCGUUUUUCGACACGUCCGUGUCGUCCAACAUCACCACACAACUAGGCGGCCACGCUUACAUGCCGUGCAGGGUCAAGCAGCUCGGCAACAAAUCGGUUUCAUGGAUACGGCGGCGGGACUCGCACAUACUCACCAUCGAUUGGCUGUUGUUCAUCGCCGACGAUAGGUUCCGAAUAUUUCUGGUCGAGCCCACGUGCACGUGGACGUUGCAGAUAAAAUAUGUGCAGCCCAGGGACGCCGGCAUUUACGAAUGUCAAAUAAAUACAUCGCCAAAAAUGAGCCAUUUGGUUCAGCUCAAUGUCGUAGUGCCAAAGAUCGAGAUCAUGGGCGAGUCGGACAUCCACGUGAUGGAGGGCAGCUCGGUGAGCCUGAAGUGCGUGAUCCGGCAGAGCGUCCGGGACCCGGACUACAUAUUCUGGUACCAGAACAACAAGAGGGUGCUGGACUACGGCAAGGGCGCCAAGGUGAUCAGCAGCGAAAGGUUGGACGCCAACACGAUGGUGGCCACGUUGACCAUCAACAACGCGGUGCUCCACGACUCGGGCAACUACACGUGUCAGCCGUCCAACUUGGACUCGGCCAGCGCGUAUCUGCACGUCUUGAACGGCGAACAUCCGGCCGCCAUACAGCGGGGACACAGUUCCGGCACUCAGAUACCCAUCCGCCUCUUGGGGCCCCUCUCGGCCGUGUUGGGCCUCAGCUCCAGCCAUUCGACGAGGGCCGCCCUGCUGACGACCGCGUUCGCCGUCGACCUGACCGUCCGGACGCUGUACUCGAUGAUCGUCUAA